CUGGUACACAGUCCAAAUUUUACGCGGCGCGCUACGGGCCGAAACACCGAGAAUGAAUAUCCCGGUCUCAACCGGUUUCAACCGGUCCGUGGUUGGAAGCAUGAGCCUAGAGGAAGAGCAGACACGCUUUAAAACACCUCCGCUGCUCCACGGUGUUCGCGAACAGAGCCAGAAAUAAACACGAGACUAUUCCACGGCGUGAUUGUUACCCGAGACAGCACUCCAAGAGUGACUCCUGUGAAUAUGUGCCGUUAGCUUUAGCCAGACCCGAAACAACAUUGACUUUUCCAUUAGCAAGCUAGGUUGCUAAUCAGCCUUGUGGGAGUUGGCUGUGGUCACUGUGUGGAGUUAAAAGUGGCUGAAGGCAGAAAACAAACAAACAACGCUGGGGUUUAAACUACAAGAACAGUUUUGUGUUAUUAUUUUUUUGACAGUCUCGGUAAAUACUAACAUUUUAAUCAACUGGUGUCACCUCGGAAAAGCUAGCAUUAGCUUUCGACUAGCGGCAGAGUAAACUAGUGCCAUGAGAUAAAAGUGUUCCGUGUUGAAGAAGAAGAUCUUUAGUUUUUAAACGUCUCUCUUUCAGCGACACAAUCAACAUUCAACUGUGAAGAGCUGCGCCCUGAACAUAGCAGAAACUCUAUGCCAGCAGAGAUGUUGUCAGAUCAUCCAGCCAGACAACUGCUGGACUUCAGUCAGAAACUGGACAUCAACCUCUUGGACAAUGUUGUAAACUCCAUGCACCAUGACAUUGGUUCCCAGCAACGGAUGGCCCAGGAAGUGCUGACGACCUUGAAGGACCAUCCGGACGCAUGGACGAGGGUGGACACCAUCCUGGAGUUUUCUCAGAACAUGAAAACCAAGUAUUAUGCACUGCAGAUUCUGGAGACAGUCAUUAAAACACGCUGGAAGAUUCUCCCGAGGAAUCAGUGUGAAGGAAUCAAGAAAUAUGUAGUUGGCUUAAUAAUCAAGACUUCCUCGGAUCCUUCAAACAUGGAGAAGGAGGGAGUUUACAUUUCAAAACUCAACAUGAUCCUCGUACAGAUCCUGAAGCAGGAGUGGCCCAAACACUGGCCCACAUUCAUCAGUGACAUCGUGGGCGCGAGUCGCACGAGUGAGAGCCUCUGUCAGAACAACAUGAUCAUCCUCAAACUGCUCAGCGAGGAGGUCUUUGACUUCUCCAGUGGCCAGAUGACGCAGGUGAAGGCCAAGCACCUCAAAGACAGCAUGUGCAACGAGUUCUCUCAGAUAUUCCAGCUGUGCCAGUUUGUCAUGGAUAACUCCCAGAAUGCACCUCUGGUACACGCCACACUGGAGACUCUCCUCCGCUUUCUGAAUUGGAUUCCUUUAGGUUACAUCUUUGAGACCAAACUCAUCAGCACGUUGGUCUACAAGUUCCUGAACGUGCCCAUGUUUCGCAACGUGACACUCAAGUGUUUGACGGAGAUCGCCGGCGUGAGCGUCAACCAGUACGAGGAGCAGUUUAUCAACCUGUUCACACUCACCAUGGGCCAGCUCAAACAGAUGCUGCCUCUGAACACAAAUAUCAGAGUGGCCUACGCCAACGGGAAGGACGACGAGCAGAACUUCAUCCAGAACCUCAGCCUGUUCCUCUGCACCUUCCUCAAAGAACACGGGCAGCUCAUCGAGAAGAGGGCCAACAUGCGAGAGUCGCUCAUGGAGGCGCUGCACUUUAUGCUGCUGGUGUCCGAGGUGGAGGAGACGGAGAUCUUCAAGAUCUGCCUGGAGUACUGGAACCACCUGGCAGCAGAGCUCUACAGGGAGAGUCCCUUCUCCAGCACCCCCAUCCUGUCUGACGUCCCACCGCGCAGACACUUCUUCCUACCUGUGCUGUCCCAGGUCCGUUUGCUGAUGGUGAGCCGCAUGGCCAAACCAGAGGAAGUUCUGGUGGUGGAAAACGACCAGGGCGAGGUAGUCAGGGAGUUCAUGAAGGACACAGACGCCAUCAACCUCUACAAGAACAUGAGGGAGACUCUAGUGUACCUGACUCAUCUGGACUAUGCUGACACUGACCGUAUCAUGACGGAGAAGCUCCACAGUCAGGUGAACGGUACCGAGUGGUCGUGGAGGAACCUGAACAUGCUGUGCUGGGCCAUCGGCUCCAUCAGCGGGGCAAUGCACGAGGAGGACGAGAAGAGGUUCCUGGUCACGGUCAUAAAGGACCUGCUUGGGUUGUGUGAACAGAAGCGAGGUAAAGACAACAAGGCCAUCAUCGCCUCCAACAUCAUGUACAUUGUCGGACAGUAUCCUCGCUUCCUUCGAGCUCACUGGAAGUUCCUGAAGACCGUCGUCAACAAGCUGUUUGAGUUCAUGCACGAAACCCAUGACGGCGUCCAGGACAUGGCGUGCGACACCUUCAUCAAAAUCGCUCAGAAGUGCCGGCGUCAUUUUGUGCAGGUGCAGGUGGGAGAGGUGAUGCCCUUCAUCGACGAGAUCCUCAACAAUAUCAACACCAUCAUCUGUGACCUGCAGCCGCAGCAGGUGCACACGUUUUACGAGGCGGUGGGCUACAUGAUCGGGGCUCAGACGGACCAGGCCGUCCAAGAGCUCCUCAUAGAGAAGUACAUGAUGCUGCCAAACCAGGUGUGGGACAGCAUCAUCCAGCAGGCCACCAAGAACGUAGACAUUCUGAAGGACGCGGAGACGGUGCGUCAGCUGGGCAGCAUUCUGAAGACCAACGUCAGAGCCUGUAAAGCCGUGGGUCAUCCCUUCGUCGUCCAGCUGGGACGAAUCUACCUGGACAUGCUCAACGUCUACAAGUGUCUGAGUGAAAACAUUUCCUCAGCCGUGCAGACCAACGGUGAGAUGGUGACCAAACAGCCUCUGAUCCGGAGCAUGAGGACGGUGAAGAGAGAGACGCUGAAGCUGAUCUCAGGCUGGGUCAGUCGCUCCAACGACCCUCAGAUGGUGGCAGAGAACUUUGUGCCCCCCCUGCUGGAGGCCGUGCUCAUCGACUACCAGAGGAACGUCCCGGCUGCCCGCGACCCCGAGGUCCUCAGCACCAUGGCGACCAUCGUCAACAAACUGGGUGUCCACAUCACGGCAGAAAUCCCCAAGAUCUUUGACGCCGUCUUUGAGUGCACUUUGAAUAUGAUCAACAAGGACUUUGAAGAAUUCCCAGAGCACAGAACACAUUUCUUCUACCUGCUUCAAGCUGCCACCUCCCAGUGCUUCCCGGCCUUCCUGUCCAUCGCCCCGGCCCAGUUCAAACUCAUCCUGGACUCCAUCAUCUGGGCCUUCAAGCACACCAUGAGGAACGUGGCCGACACAGGUCUCCAGAUCCUCUACACUCUGCUGCAGAACGUGUCUGCAGAGGAAUCGGCAGCACAGAGUUUCUACCAGACCUACUUCUGUGACAUCCUGCAGCACAUCUUCUCUGUGGUCACCGACACCUCGCACACUGCAGGUCUGACCAUGCAUGCCACCAUCUUGGCCUAUAUGUUCAACCUGGUGGAGGAGGGGAAGGUGAGCGUGGCGCUGAACGCCGUCAGCUCCGCCAACAACCAGGUGCACGUCCAGGAGUACAUCGCUAACCUGCUGAAGACGGCCUUCCCUCACCUGCAGGAUGCUCAGGUGAAGGUGUUUGUCACAGGUUUGUUCAGCCUCAAUCAGGACAUCCCAGCCUUCAAGGAGCACCUGAGGGACUUCCUAGUGCAGAUCAAGGAGUUUGCCGGGGAGGACACGACGGACCUGUUCCUGGAGGAGAGGGAGACAUCUCUGCGUCAGGCCCAGGAGGAGAAACACAAGAUCCAGUUGUCUGUGCCUGGAAUCCUCAACCCCCAUGAGCUGCCAGAGGAGAUGGCCGACUGAAGCAGCAGCAGCAGCAGCAGCAGCAGCAGCAGCAGCGAGUGCCCAGUGUACACAGAACAAAUGUGAAGGAAGGAAACGUCAUGAGUUCAACGACACUUCCUGUCCAUGUGUUUGUCUGUUUUUGUUUGUGUGCAAAAGGAGGAGGGGCCACAUCAAAAGAGCCCAGCACUCGGUUGACCAAAUCAAUGUCGAUAUGUAAAUGAGAACAGCGCCCCCUCCCUCCCUCUCUCACUCUUCUUUUAUAAAAGUGAUCCAGUUUUUUUUUGACGUGUUGUCUUUGGUUUGUUCUUUGAUACUUUGUGUUUGCUCCUGUGCUUCUGUUACUCCUGCAUGAAGUUGAAAGAAUUCAAGGUUAUUUUUUAAAAUCACAGUUAACCCCACCCCCCUUCUGGCUCCACCCCUUGUUAAUAUGUAAUAUAUGUUGAAAGUGUUGCAGUGGUUAGUUGAUUGCUCUGGUUUGAGAACCAUGAACACAGCGCAGAAUGAAUGUGAUGUAAACAUGUUACUU
Molecule: messenger RNA, 4339 nt
Organism: Solea senegalensis (Senegalese sole)
Lineage: Eukaryota; Metazoa; Chordata; Actinopteri; Pleuronectiformes; Soleidae
Gene: xpo1a
Product: exportin 1 (CRM1 homolog, yeast) a
Exons: 25
Coding region: 643-3831 (1062 amino acids)
Biological process (GO): ribosomal small subunit export from nucleus; ribosomal large subunit export from nucleus; protein export from nucleus
Cellular component (GO): nucleus; cytoplasm
Molecular function (GO): nuclear export signal receptor activity; small GTPase binding
Source: RefSeq, a predicted model, not a curated record